CGUGCGUCACGUGCGCACUGACCAUUUGACCAGCUCGCCUCGGUGCGCUUAUUGCGGUAAAUAACAUCUCUGUGUUUUUAUGGUCUAUUCUCUACUGCGUUUCUUUCAUGUCCUGACUGUUUACUCUCUGGUUUAUGACUGGGAAAAGCGUGGCGUUAGAAAGGCGCCCCCAUCAUGCCGCUUUUUCAGCAUCUCCAUCAGUCACAUGAGCGCAGGACCUCGGGUCUGAUUUAAGAAGGGGGAUGAACAGCACUCCGCCUGGAUUACGGUUGCUCAGGCCUCCAACAGUGAUAGGCCAGUUCCACACACUGUUUUUCGGCUCUGUGCGUACGUUUUUCCUUGGGGUCCUUGGAUUCGCUGUCUAUGGCAAUGAGGCUUUGCACUUCAGCUGUAUCCCAUACAGAAGGGAACUUAACCUUUACUGUUACAACCAGUUCAGGCCUAUAACACCCCAGGUGUUUUGGGCAUUGCAGCUUGUCACUGUCUUAGUACCUGGAGCUGUUUUCCAUCUUUAUGCUGCAUGUAAAAACAUAGACCAAGAGCAGAUUCUUCAACGGCCGGUGUCCACAGUCUUCUACAUCAUAUCUGUCCUAUUGAGAAUCAUUUUGGAAGUAUUAGCAUUUUGGCUUCAACGUCAUCUCUUUGGUUUCCUGGUUAAUCCUAUUUACAUGUGCGAUGCCAGUGCCAUAGGGAAGAUAUUCAACAUCACAAAGUGUUUGGUCCCUGAACACUUUGAGAAGACCAUCUUCCUCAGUGCAAUGUAUACUUUCACCAUCAUCACCAUACUCCUCUGCAUCGCUGAAGUUUUUGAGAUUCUAUUUCGAAGACUAGGUCAUUUAAACCAGCCAACGACUUGAGAAUGUUAAAGGGAUCGUUCAGGCAAAAAAGAAAAUCCUGUCAUUAUUUAUUCACCCUCAUGUUGUUCUAAACCUGCAUGAGUUUUUUGAUAAAUGAUGGUAAGCACACACUUGAGGGUACUUAUUGACUUCCAUAGCAUUUGUUUUUCCUACUGUAGAAGUCAACUGUGUGGUUACCAUCAUUUAUCAAAAUAUCUUCUUUGUGUUUAACAUA
Misgurnus anguillicaudatus (oriental weatherfish) is the source of this 1071-nucleotide messenger RNA. RefSeq names its product gap junction protein epsilon 1a (gene gje1a). The record is from RefSeq and is a predicted model, not a curated record. Lineage: Eukaryota; Metazoa; Chordata; Actinopteri; Cypriniformes; Cobitidae. Gene Ontology annotation, molecular function: gap junction channel activity. Gene Ontology annotation, cellular component: connexin complex. Gene Ontology annotation, biological process: cell-cell signaling.